Molecule: messenger RNA, 2564 nt
Organism: Hyla sarda
Lineage: Eukaryota; Metazoa; Chordata; Amphibia; Anura; Hylidae
Product: zinc finger protein OZF-like
Exons: 4
Coding region: 75-1508 (477 amino acids)
Source: RefSeq, a predicted model, not a curated record
CUGACCUUUUCCUGGACAUAUAAUAAACUUCAGUUCCUUUCUGAUUUUCUCCUUAGGUCCCUAAUGUUGGAUCCAUGCAGGAAAGUUCUGGAGGAACGAGGAGAGAACUGGAGGAACCCCGAUCAGUGUCGGAGAAUGAUGGAUCCAGUAGUAUAAAUCCCCCCGAGAGAUGUCCCCGUCCUCUAUAUCCCCAGGAUUGUAAAGAGGAAGAGGAGGAUAUCCCACUGGACCAUCAGGUUGUUAUUGUGGGAUCCUUACAGGAAAGUUAUGAAGAAACAGAAACUGAAAACCCCAUAUCAGAGAAUGGUGAAGACUGGAUGAAAAGCUCCCCUGAACCCCUCCUUUUAUCUCCCUAUUAUGAAGUUGAAGGUAAUCAAUCAUGGAGCGACAAGAAAAGAAUAGGACAUAAACAUUUUGCAAAGUCUAAGUACGGGAAAUAUUUUGAAAAGAAAUGUAAUUUCUCCAUAUUUGAAAGAAGUCAAAUAGAUGAAAGGCCAAUGCCACGUUCAGAAUGUGGAAAAUCAUUUUGUCGGGAAUCGCAUCUUGGGGAACAGGGAAUUCACACAACAGAGAAACCAGUGUCAUGCUUGGAAUGUGGAAAAUGUUUUAGUAAGAAAUCAAAUCUUGUUCGACAUCGGAGAACUCACACAGGAGAGAAGCCAUUUUCAUGUCCUGAAUGUGCAAAGUGUUUUACUAAUAAAACAAGUCUUGUGGGACAUCUGAGAAAUCACACUGGUGAGAGGCCAUUCGGAUGUUCAGUAUGUGGGAAAUGUUUUAACCAAAAAUCAAAUCUUGUUGAACACUUAAGAACUCACACGAGGGAAAAGCCAUAUUCAUGUUCGGAAUGUGGGAAAUUUUGUAGUAGGAAAUCGAACCUUGUUAAACAUAUGAGAAGUCACACAGGGGAGAAGCCAUUUUCUUGUUUAGAAUGUGGGAAAAAAUUUAGUCAGAAAUCAAGCCUUGCUGUACAUCAGAGAACUCACACAGGAGAGAAGCCGUUUGCUUGCUCAGAAUGUGAAAAAUGUUUUACCUAUAAACAGAAUCUUGAUAAACAUAUGAAAACUCACACAGGGGAGAAGCCAUUUUCGUGCUCGGAAUGCAAAAGAUCUUUUACCAAUAGACAAUAUCUUGUAGAACAUCAGAGGACUCACACAGGGGUGAAACCAUUUACAUGUUCAGAAUGUGGAAGCUGUUUUACCCACAGAUCAUCUCUUGUUAAACAUCUAAAAACUCACACAGGGGAGAGGCCAUUUUCCUGUACAGAAUGUGGGAAAUGUUUUAGUCAGAAAGUAACUCUUAUUCAGCAUCUGAGAAUUCACACAGGAGAGAGACCGAAUCCGUGUACAGUAUGUGGAAAAUCAUUUAACCAUAAAUCAACCCUGAUAAAACAUUUGAGAAUUCACACAGAGAACGAACAGGAGUCAUCUGCAGUAUUUGGUCAAUCUUUAAGCCAGAUAUUUGAUCUCGUGGAACAUUACAGGGCUCAUGCAGAAGAGAAGCCAUUUUAAUGUUUAGAUUGUAGGAAAUCUAGCAGGUUUGAAGCUUGAAUGUAGGACUCUCUUCCUCAUGGUUCUGAGUUUGUGUCCUUGCAAUGGUAAAGGGGUUAUCCAGUUAUAAAAAACAUAUCCCCUAAUCACAGGUGUCUGAUCGCGGUGGGUCAGACCUCUGGGACCCCCCCCCCCCCCCCCCACGAUCUCUAGAACAGGACCCCAUCUUUCCUUGCUGAUCGCUCUGGCCUCCACCUUCCGAGACAAAUUGGUCUCUACGGUAAUGGUCUGCUCUGCCAGUCAACGACUAAACGAGCGGCCCAUCACUGCCGAGAGGACUUUGUCACGGAAGGUGGGGACCAGAGCGAUCAACAGGGAAAGAUGAUCGAUGGCCUCAGAGGUGACCCGCCUUGGCUUACUUUCCUGGUAAAGGCGUAGCAAAUGAUGCAAUAUGAAGUAAAUAACACAUUUUACCAGAACAUCCUAUCGCCUCUGGUCGGGUCCUGCAUCAUAUAGGCAAGAUAAUCUUCAUCUUUAACUCAAAAACGAAUUUCCUUUAUUAGGGUACGUUCAGACUGGUGGAUCCACAGCGUAUUUUAUGCUGCGGAUCCGCCGUCGAUAGACCCCUGCAGGGUGACUCAGAUGUGCCUGCGCGGAGCAGCAAUCCGCCGCUAUGAGCAGACACACUGCUGCGCAUGCUCGGUGUAUUGGCACACAUCGCAGCCACUCCCCAUGCUCCCUGAGCUAGACCGAGAGCAGCAGCGAUGCAAGAGUAUGCUGCGCAUGCGCGAGGCAACUAGCACAUCGCAGCAGUAUGUCUGCUCCUAGCGGCGUAUUGCUGCUCCGAGCAGGCACACCUGAGUCACCCUGCAGGGGUCCAUCGGCGGCGGAUCCGCAGCGUAAAAUACUGUAUUCACUUGUCUGAAUGUACCCUUAGAUCCACAGGUUGCAGUAGUUGGAUUCCCCCCUUAAUAACAACUAUAUAUUGUUUUGUUGUCUUAUUUAUUUACCUUAAUAAUAAAAUCUUUUCAGCUUCUGUUAUAUAUAUAUAUAUUUUUUUUUUUCAUAGUAAAAACC